Molecule: messenger RNA, 749 nt
Organism: Tetranychus urticae (two-spotted spider mite)
Lineage: Eukaryota; Metazoa; Arthropoda; Arachnida; Trombidiformes; Tetranychidae
Source: RefSeq, a predicted model, not a curated record
UUUUGCAGUUACAGUUGUUUUAUUCAAUCCACGUUAUGGUCAAAGACUGCACCAAAUGAGUGUAUAUCAAUUGAUAGCAGUUAUAAGCAUAAGUUUCAGUUAUCCCGCUCUAUUCAGUUUAGCUUUUGAUUUCCCGUUACAAUUUUCACUCAUCAUUUGCACCGUAUUUAUCCGUGUUAAUCAACGACUCGAGCAUCUGAUUGAACAUCCCGAUUCAAUUGAUGGCAACAUUAAAUCGAUUCGUUUUAUGCACUGUGUUGGUUCACAAUUGACUCUAAAAGCUGAUCAAUUCAUUCGCUACUUUACUGCAGUCAAUUAUUUCAUCAUGAUUUCAUUCAUGUUGAUUAAUCUUUAUAGCAUCAUUUUCUUGUCAGAAUCAUUGUCUGAUUAUUUUGCUGGAAUUGGUUUACAAUUUGUUGUCAUCUCGAUGACUGCAAUCUUUACUUAUUAUGCAAUUAAAAUAAAUCAUUUGGCUUCAAAGGGCUUUCAUCAUGCAUAUCAAUUAACAUUUACUGAAAACUGCCCAAGCAGUUUUGCAGAGACUUCAUUGCUAAUAUACAGAAUGGGCCGUAAUGAUAUUGGACUUACAUUUGCUAAUCUUUUCACCAUCACAGCAUCAUUCGUCACUUCUCUAAUUACUCUUUGUAUAACAAUCAUUCUGGCCUUUCCAACAAUUAAAUCACAGUUCUGAAGAAAACAUCGUGGUCAAAUAGUCAGUCCAGAGUUUGGAUAACUCUUGAAAUGAUACU